AUGUUGUUUUGGGACAUUGAUGAGGGGGAACCAUCUUACAUUGCCCAAAGUUAUCCGCGACACGAAUACGGGACUUACCAUUCGUAUACGGAAAACCAACACAAGUUAGAGUAUGAGGAAGGUGCUAAGGAGUUUGAGGAAAAUGAUAACGAAGUCGAAGAAGGUGCUAACGACUUUGAGGAAAAUGAUAACGAAGUCGAGGAAUGUGCUAAGGACUUUGAGGAAAAUGAUAACGAAAUCGAGGAAGGUGUAAUGCACUUUGAGGAGGGUGUUCACGACGACGAAGGUGCUAACGAGGAAGGUGUUGACGACGAGGAACGUGCUAACGCGGAAGGUGCUAACGAGGAAGAUGCUAAUGACGAGAAAAAAACAAAAAAGGUAGGAGAAAUCUAG
Messenger RNA from Helianthus annuus (common sunflower), 393 nucleotides. RefSeq names its product probable DNA-directed RNA polymerase subunit delta. NCBI's taxonomy places the organism in Eukaryota, Viridiplantae, Streptophyta, Magnoliopsida, Asterales, Asteraceae. The record is from RefSeq and is a predicted model, not a curated record. Bases 1 to 393 code for a protein of 130 amino acids. The transcript is spliced from 3 exons.